UAAAAAAACUAAGUGAUAAGGUUUAAAACAUAAGUAAAGUAAAACAACAAUGGGGUAUUGAAGGCCAUAAAGAAAGGCACAGCUGUAAAGUCUUGAAUGUUUUAGAAACUAGCAAUGUGGGUGUACAUGUGGGUGUCUUUGUUAAUUUUUUUAUUUUUAAGCUUCAUUUUGAAAUAAUUUUAGCUUACAAGAAGUUGUAAAAAUAGUACAGUGAAUUCCCAUAAGCCCUUUAUCCAGUAUCCCUCAAUGAUAACAUCUUACAUAGCCAUAGUAUAUUAUCAAAACCAGGAACUGGACAGUGGUAGAAUACCAUUAACUGCUGUUUUACCUAGAUAACAGACAUUCUAGAAUUACCCUGAGAGUUCACUUGGCAAAUAACCAUGCAAAACAGUCAUGGAACCGGCAGCUUUUCAAGUAUCUUAUUUACAUUCAGGUUUGGUGAUGUACAUCAAAAGAAGUGAGAAGUUGAACAAAGAAGCAAAGGGUAAUAAUUGGACUUUGUUGUCAAAGCCAGCUCUUCAGAAUUUCCUCCUGAUCCUCCUCUGACAGACAUUUCCAUGUUCCCCAAGUAGCCAACCAGAAGUUUCAUGGAAUAGCAGAUUACUCGUCCUGUUUGUAUAUUUGAUCAGAAAUUGGAUGAACCUCCGGGAUGCUGAGACAGGGAAGAUACUAUGGCAAGGAACAGAAGACCUGUCGGUCCCCGGUGUGGAGCAUGAAGCCCGUGUUCCCAAGAAAAUCCUCAAGUGCAAGGCAGUGUCUCGAGAAUUGAACUUCUCUUCAGCAGAGCAAAUGGAAAAAUUCCGCCUGGAGCAAAAAGUUUACUUCAAAGGGCAAUGCCUAGAAGAAUGGUUCUUCGAGUUUGGCUUUGUGAUCCCUAACUCCACAAACACCUGGCAGUCCCUGAUAGAGGCAGCGCCCGAGUCCCAGAUGAUGCCUGCCAGCGUGCUAACUGGGAAUGUUAUCAUAGAGACAAAGUUUUUUGACGACGAUCUUCUUGUAAGCACAUCCAGAGUGAGACUUUUCUACGUUUGAGAGAAGAAUGUGUGUGCAUUUCAAGAAUUUGGGGUUUGGGGGGGAAAGGAGGAAACUGUUUACUUUUUUCCUCCACACAUUUGGUUUUUGACACUUUCACCCCUAAUUCCCUCUAUGGCAAAACCCACCUGCAGCCACCAGGGGACCAGUUCUGUGUAGGUAACCAGAUGGCUGUUUCCUCCCAAGCUGCCAUCUUCCACUGACCAGACUAAACUCCCAACCCCAGACCAGGGUAGAAGGCGAGCCUUGAGUCCUUCCCACGGUGACACAGGGACAAACGCUUACCACGAGAGUGGAUGCUCUUCCCACCCCCUCCCUGCCUCCUCCUUGGGCCCUGCAGGCAACACAUCUUCCUUUGGCCCCUGGUUUUGGAAAAAUUCAUAUUCCUGACUUAUGUUUAGUUUUUUUCCUACCAUUUCUAUUUCAUACAUUCUCAUACGCCUAACUUGUAAAAUAGACUGAUAUUAUUAUUACAUAAUGAAUUAAAACAUAUGAAUUAAAAUAUUCCUA
Lynx canadensis (Canada lynx) is the source of this 1542-nucleotide messenger RNA. RefSeq names its product phosphodiesterase 6D (gene PDE6D). Gene Ontology annotation, biological process: sensory perception of light stimulus. Lineage: Eukaryota; Metazoa; Chordata; Mammalia; Carnivora; Felidae. The transcript is spliced from 5 exons. The record is from RefSeq and is a predicted model, not a curated record. Gene Ontology annotation, cellular component: cytoplasm. The coding region runs from base 637 to 1032 and encodes 131 amino acids.